Messenger RNA from Nezara viridula (southern green stink bug), 708 nucleotides. NCBI's taxonomy places the organism in Eukaryota, Metazoa, Arthropoda, Insecta, Hemiptera, Pentatomidae. The record is from the annotation of a GenBank genome assembly.
AUGGCCGGAAUCGAAUUAUGGAAAUCGAUUAUAAGAGCGGAGGUGGGGGGAGUGGAUAUCGCAGAGAGGGAAGGUCUCCUGCGAUGCAGGGGCUCUACUACCUCUUGCUGGCUCUAUGUUCUAACUAUCCACCGCCUCCCAGUGGAUGAUCGACCAUUUUCAGGCACCACAGCUAAUGCUAGCGGUGCCCUUGAAGGAAAUGGACUUGUCUUCGAGGUGCUGGAAACACUUCAAGAGAAAUUUGGUUUUGAAUACGAGCUCCAAAAGGAAUCAAGAGAAGUUGAUAUGAUAGCAGCUUUUUUACCCAUCUUGCCCGGAACCCAUAAUUAUGUAACUUGGGGUACACAAUUGUGGCAAGCGCAUUAUUAUGUGCUCAUGAAGAGGCCUGAUGAUUCAGCAACAGGCAGUGGUCUAUUAGCACCAUUUGAUAACAAGCAGGAUUCUGCUCUAACUCACAAGGCCAGGUCAACUGAGCAGUGGCUGCAAAACAACAUUCCAGAGUUCAUCUCUGCCUCGGAUGGUCCCUCAGGAAGCCCUGAUCUCAACCCACACACAGCAUGCCACAGAAUCCACCCUAGCUUGGAAAGCUUCAAACAAUCUCUGGUACUAGCAGUUGAGCGCUUUCCUCAAGAAGUGCUGCGUGCUGCUAUCGAUGACUGGCCACGGAGAUUAAAUUCCUGUGUCCAAUCAAGGACUUCUUUCCGCUGA